Molecule: messenger RNA, 33434 nt
Organism: Xyrichtys novacula (pearly razorfish)
Lineage: Eukaryota; Metazoa; Chordata; Actinopteri; Labriformes; Labridae
Source: the annotation of a GenBank genome assembly
GAGAAUACGCCAUAUUGAAUUCCCGUAGGAAACGGCUAGCUCUUUUCCAGCUAGCGGUGUAAAUGGGCCACUUUAUCAAUGGUCCAAAUGGUUUAAUGUUUAAUUACUCUCCCUUUAGUUAUCUCGGACAGAGUAGCGACCUUUGAAAGGUCCAGAAGACGGCACGAAUUCACAACGGGCUCGACAGUAAUAGUUAGACUCUCGCAAGAGGGUUACCAGAGCAAGAAGUUGAAUGGAUCCGAGGGUAGCUUGGAUUCAGCCCGAACAGAAAGGACCUGCGAACGCCUUAUGGAUGCACGUCUGGGAGACCUCUCAGGGAGUACGGACACUCUCCGCUCAGCAGCUCCACAAUCAAAACCACAACCAGUGCGUGAAUUAUACUGCGCUGGAUGUCCUGAAAAAUGUGGCGAGCGCGGUGGCAGCAGGCAAGAAUCUUUGCAGCAACGGUAACGCUGCUGCCAGUUUGAGCAACGGCAGCAGCCAUCACAGCAUCAUGAACGGAACUACUGCGAUCAACGGCACUGCGAUCUCCUCGCUGGGGAUAGCGCUGUCCAACGGGAACUUACACAGCUCCAUCACCACGACCAACACCGCUGAACCAGGUGAGGGAAAAGCCCUUCCCAAGAAGACGGGACCUGUCUUCGCUAUGUCCUCCUCGCAGGAUUCCCGAGCGGAUAGCCCACCAUCCAGCAGCUCUCUCGAUAGGACUAUGAUUGGGAACGUAACAGGCAAUAUUAAUAAAAACGUCGGGGGUGCCAAUCUGCUUUACAGUGUGAGCGACAGUAUUGACAACAAUGUCAACCUUUACCACCAUCAUCACCGUCACCUACAGGAGCACCCGGCUUUCAAUUUACAGCAGAUUUGCGUAAAGCGCCAUCAGAUCCAACCCUCUAUACCUGGAAAUCACACACACCACCCAGGCCGAAGGAAAAGUGACAACAAAGCGAGCACUUAUGGGAUGAAUUACUUGCUGUCAAACUGCACUAAUGGCAAUUAUGCGAGCACUUGGACGCCUUGGAAGACGAGGAAGUACAACCCUGGAGUCCUCGGGUGAGUACAUGUCGUUAACUGUUGAUUGCCUCCGGACUGAAAGCGUACAAAGCUGACAUUAACGUUUGUCUUUUGCUGCUCGGGGCCAUUUUCAAUUCAUACUUGUAUGUGCGUGUGUGGGAUGAGUUAUGAAGCUUUUUAUUACCAAACGCGGUUACAUACUCGAUGUUGUCGCGUUAACUGGAGUCUGGCUGUUGCUGGAAGUCAAGCGUUAGAAAUACACCGUUACAUACACUGACGUGAUUUACGUAAAGGCCGCUGUAGUCGACCAAAGGAAGACCGGAAGUGGGUUAUUUUUGUCUAAUGAUGUUUGAGUUAUGUCAUUUAAAAAGCAAAUUUCAUUAUUGUUUUAGAAAGCAAAGAAAAAAGCACAUAAAUGUGAGUCUUCGUUAUUAAAUAAACACAUCCUAGUAUUUCAGGUUUUAUUUAAAAUAAACCGCUACUUAGAAGCAGUUGACCGGAUGUAGUACUGUCGGUUAUGUCAAUGCGAGCAUUACAGAAUAGCUGUAGCUAACUGGGCUAUCGAGAUUUACCUUUUACUGUGAUAUAAAAGUUGAGGAACAAGGGAUUAAAAAACAAACUGUAUGUCGCUUUUAACCGAAUAAAAUAUAGCCUAAUUUGAAGUCAUUUUAGACUCUAAUGGACAAGUCUAAGAAGAGUAUUUCCCCCCAGGUUUAUGUUACGGAGUUGGGUAACACUUGGUUAGUAAAUGGUUGGUUGUCAAUGUCCCAUUAAGUAACUACCAAUAUACUUAUUUACUCCGGACAAAGUUCAGAUGAACAACUUGUAAUCGUUUGAUCAUAAAUCUGUAUCCGACAGUCUUUUAGACUCAACUUUACAUUAAAAAAAAAGUUUAAAACAUCUUUUUUGAGUAGAACCUGCUGUAUUUUACUGUACUUAGUUAAAGUAAGCAUGGCAAUAAUGGGUCAUUUUACAAAAAAAAAGAAGAAGAAGAAGAAGAAAAAAACAUGUACUGUAUGUGUUAUAAUAUUAGGCAAUUCCCCUUUAGAGUUCACCAUCCAUCUGACAUAACAUUAGUCAAACUCAGUGUAAGUUUUCUUUCAAGAUGAACUAAAGUAAAAAUCUUACAUUACUGUUUAGUGGAGCAUUUUUUCUUUACUCCAUAGAUGAGGGCCAAAAAGGGUCAACAUUUCACCAAAACUGUCAUCCUCCUUUUAAAAAAAUGUGUACCAAAAAUAGCAAUGAUUUAAAUCAUUUGGAAAUUCAAAAGAGAUGAAAAGAUAAGUUUAAAGGCAAUCUGAGAAAGAAAAUUUGCUUGUUUUUAUUUUAGUUCGAAAUAUCAGAGCAAGAUAUUAAAAAUAGAAAAAUAAUGCAUUAAAAGAGCAAAUACAUGAAAAGAAGGCUGAAAUCAGCUUUAAAAGGUAAAAAUAUGACUUAAAAUUUAAAACUGGAAUCUAAAGUUAAAAAAAAGUGACACAAGUCUAAAUAUUGAGUUAAACAAAUCAAAGCAUGAAAUAAAAAAUCCAAUCAUGUUUGGCUUGUAAUCUUGAGAUACAAAAUUGAAAACAUGAAAUAAAACACCAAAUUUUUCCCCCCACAUUCUUGACUAUUUAUCAAAUCUUCCCUACGCUUUAAUUUCCCAGAUUUUCGUGGCUUAUUAAGGACAUUUUAAAUGAUGGUGCUAAAGUUUACAUGAUUAUACUGGAGGAAAUCUGCAGACCUUAUACUGGUCGGCCAAUAACAAUACAAACAUGAUAUGAUCUUGUGGGCCAGAUAUAAUUGUUCCACGGGCCAGAUUUGGCCCCCGGGCCUUAAGUUUGACGCCUGUGCUCUAUAGACUCUAUGGAUAGAUGUAUAUCUAUAUAUUUUUUUAAUUAUUCGGUGUAAAAGACUGUUCUGUAGUGAUUUGAAAGUAGUCUGACUCUAAAUUAUUGGAUGAAAAAGCUAAAUCUUUGUUGCGCUGUUAUUUUUUUUAAAGAAAUAAAACUUCCAGAUGUGUUGCAGGGCCUUGUGAUAUUUGUAAUGGCUGCUUGCACUGGUGUGGGAAUUUUCUGCACAAAGAAUCAGAGUUUGUCAUGUCAUGUCAGUACUUGCACAUGUUUAAUGUGAGUUCAGCCAAACUUUAAAUCGAAGCUGUUAGUUAUUGUUUUCAGCAAAGAGUAAAUGAGAAUCACACCCCCACCCCCCACCCCUCUUGUGUUUGUGGCUGUUCUGGUUUUGUGUUGCAAGUUAUGGCUUGUGCAUUGACUUAUUUUGCAGUAUGUUGCCUUCAGGUGUUCCUUUGAAGUCCAGAAUUGAAGUAUUUGCAUUGAUAAUGGAAAAGAGAAUAUGCUUAAUUGAAUGCACUUUUGGUGUAUGGAUACUGAAAUGAUCAGAGAUUAAGCUCAGGUUAAUAGAGAACAGUAUAAAUGCAUGGAUUCCACAGAUAUUAUAGAUAUAACUGGAAGGAUACAGGGAAGAAGGCAGUGGUAUGGUGUAAGUUCAAAGGUAAAGCACUUUGUCAGUUAAAGCUGUGGUAGCAGUUCUUAUUUUCACUCGGGCUAACAAUAACUAUGCCCCCCUGUCAGCGGUGGAAUACUGGCAUGGAUUUGUCCUGACUUAUUGGCAGAGAGUAUUAUUCACCAACCAGUGGGUCCACGGGCUGACUGCAUUUCCUCCAGGGCUCUGGUAAUUGAUUGUGACAGUCUCCCUGUUCAGUAUUUCACACUGACAUCAUUGCAUGCAUUCCUAGAAAAAUGAGUGGCCACGGGGUUGAACAGACAUGCACUGUUUGGAGGCUUUUAACUGAUCAGAAAUGUUGACACGAUGUUUGCUUCUGUGUUGCCCAACAAACUACAAUAAAAUGGCUUUCAGAAUUUUACCAAGCCCCCUUUUUUUUUACACCUCUUAAACCUCAAAGGUGUGUCAUGGAUUCAUGUCUAGAUGAGAACCAAGUGUUUGCAGUUAAAGGGAGAUAAGACAUAUCCUCUGGGUCCCCCCUCUCUCUGCUCUACUUCAGUUCUCUUUUUUUUCCUUUUCUUAUACUUUUUAGAGCUUGACUGUUUUUACACAGUUGGGUGUUUUUAUUUUCAAUCAUAGACGUCAAAAUGAAAUCUUGUGAGUGGAAAUAUAUAUAAAAAGAAAGAAGUCAUGUCGUUUGUAUCAUGUAUUUUGGACUUUUCCUCCAUGAAACUUUAAUAUGCAGUAUGGUAAGUUUUCUGUGUGAAAUCUGACCAGUCAACCUGAGGAAUCAAACAGUGUAAUGUUUUUAAUACAAAUAUAGUUAGCUGUUGUUUAGUUUGUCUGGCUUUGGCAUGAUGGGGUUAAGCAGACCAGUGAUAAGCAGGAAGCAUAUCUUGCGCCAUCUGGAGAGUAUUUUUUUUUUCUGUUGUUGUUCCAAAAUGUAAGCCAAAUCAUAUUGCAUAUUUCACAUCCUGUACAGCUCCUUCUCUUCUUAAUCUUUUUCAUACCAGACUGUUUGAGGAAUAAUUGUUGAUGUGUUGAGUUCAUGUCCUUUCUGUCAUCCUCUUUCUGUCUAGACUGCAUGAGGAGGUGAUGGACUUCUACAACUUCAUGUCUCCUCGGCCAGAAGAAGCAGCAAUGAGGAAGGAGGUGGUGAACAGGAUAGAGAUGAUCAUCAAGGAGCUGUGGCCCACUGCAGAUGUAAGUACACACAUAUGCCUCUUAUUUCAUUGGACCCGACUCUUCCCACUCUUAAGAACCUCAAUAUCUGGCAGCGUAGUCUUUAGAAUCGUUUUGUCCUUGGAGUAGAAACCGCUGGCUUCCUGACAAACUGAUACAAGAUUGCUCAAAAAUCCUAAUUGAGACAAAAGUUCUUCUAACCUCGCUUUUUUUUACUUGAGGUUUUUCUCUACAUCUUUACAUAUUUACAUCUUUCUCAACAGCUGUAGCUCUACAAGAGUUCAAGUACAUGGGUCACGACUUGCUUCAUGAUUUUGUUGGUUUGUUAUUCGGGAGUAAGUUAUGUAACUCUUCAUAAUUGCCUGGAAUGCUGCCAAAGUUAAAGUUGAUGUUUGAUUUUAGGAAAUGUCCUCAUUCCAACACACACCCUUAAGUCAAAACUAUGUAGUGAAAAUAUCCGGAGUGCAUCAGGAUAUAGAUAAGAACCAUGGAAGUGCAACAAAUGCCCAGAGCUAAAGCAGCAGUUUUAGUCGGUACAUUCAUGUGAUGUUGAAAAAACUGAUUUAUGACAAAGUCCAACCAAAUCUUUACCUUUAAAACACAUCAACAUCUUAGUUUGACUGAAAUCAAACUAUUUCUGGAAGUCAGACCAACACACUCAUAAAUGCAACUGGGAGCGGAUUUACUCUUGAAUCAGACCCUAGCUGGCAGAAGCCUGUAAAGGGAGGAAAAGGUCAGCUUUGCCAGUUUUGAUAUAUAUUUUUAGAACGACUUUCUCAAUUUGAAAUAAUUUCUUCCUUAAAACUAUUGGACACCACCCGUGUAAAGAUGCUGCUCUGUUAUUUUUUGACAUUUUGACAUUGUCCAUGUAUGAGUUUGAAAAUGAAGAGUUUCAGCAAAAAUCCACCAUUGUGUUUCUUUAGUUACCAAUGGAUUAUUUCUCAUAUGUUAGAGUGCACAAUAAAAAUGCUAAUCCUACUUCAGAUCACAGGUUCAGAGCUGCAUGUAGAAUAACCACUGUAAAUAAAGAGUUGAUUUUCAUUUCUAAUGGUGCUUAUUCACCAUGUGCAUAAAUAGUGACAGAGGAUACUGCAGCUGAUGGGGUAGUGCAUAUUGCAGGGUUGAUGUAAUGUCCCCCACAUUACUUAAUCAUGUAAACCACGCGCCGUGGUGAUUUGUUGGCUGCCAGUCUUCCCUCUUCCAGUGUGAGCCAGAUUGUCAGGUAAAUGGACCAAGCCCCUGAUUUGUACCAGCCUUCCUUUUCAUCCCGACCAAUCAAUCUCAGCCUGUCUUUGUGCUGUUGCCUUGUCGUAUUUACCAGACGGAAAGGGAAAGAACUCUACUCUGCUUCCUUUGGAGAACUUUUCACUCGCAGCGUCCAAAACACAACAUUCUUUUGCCUCAACUGUUGUAUGCUCAAUUUGGCAGCUUACUUAACUUGGCAGCGUUUACCGCCUUAGAAGUGGAACGCGGAAAUACCUAGUUUCCUGCAGUUUGAAGUGUAUAUAAAGUGUAGAUCAUCAUGACAAAUGAGUUGCUGCACUAAACGCACAUUAGCCAAACCUCUUGAGUAUUUUACUCCCAAGUCUUCCUCUUCAUAAUUCUUUCACAUUGUUUUCCCAGGUUCAAAUAUUUGGCAGCUUCAGCACAGGCUUGUAUCUUCCAACAAGGUAAGACUCUAGCAUUAUGAUACAAAUGUCAUUACGGUGCGUCUUUCUGGUUAGGUUUAUAACAUUCUGACUCUGUUUUGCUCUCAGUGACAUAGACCUGGUGGUGUUUGGGAAGUGGGAGCGCCCCCCACUCCAAGAGCUGGAACAAGCUCUGCGCAAGCAUAAUGUGGCAGAACCUUUCUCUAUCAAAGUGCUGGACAAGGCUACAGUGAGUAAUGGCAACCAGAGCAUGUUUCCCAACAGUUCAAAUCUUCAGCUAUUGUAUGAAGCCUCUGUGUUUUGUAACAGCAGAUGCUAAUCAAGUAAUUAAAAAAACAAUACAAUAUUGUAUUCCUCUUACACUGGUGCAGUCUUAACUUUGUGGCACACAAGAACCGUAUGAUAUUGAUAACAGUUAUCCAAAGAUUUUCGACUAUUUGAGAUAGUAAAUACAGCAAUAUUGCAGUAGAAGCUUUGGUGAAUAGAAAACCAGUUGGAAUCUGGUUUUCUAUUCACCAAAGCUAAAUUUGGCAGCUCUUUUUUUGGUCCUUGAAAUUUUCCUCUAAAUUCCAAAAUAGUGGAAAAUAAAGAGCUUUGUCUCAUGUGUUUGUUUACGUACAUAGAAAUGUGAGAAGAAAAGAAAGUGCUCAAUUACUGUCUUCCAUCUGUUUGCACGAUAGGUGGCAGACUCAGCCAGCUGUUUGUUCGUUUUUCCCACUCAGCAGUUAAUAUACGCAGUCUUCUGUUCAAUGCCAAAUAGGUUAAUUCAGGUCUUUUUCUGUUGCUGAACAAUUAUUUGCAGCUAAAAAUAAAUAAAUGCAGGGCUUUCAGGCUUGUAGUGUGUGUGUACCUACUUGAGUGGAAGUAUAAACAACUACAGUCUCACUGUGGUGAAGUAUGACAGAAGAAUACACAGUCCUCCUGUGGGGUGUGUACAGGCAAACCACUGCACGCUGCAAAGCUGCCCUGACUGACAAGAUAAUAAGUAGUCAAUGACUGAAUUUAGAUCCCCUCUCAGAGACUGUCAAUUGAGAAAGACUUAUUUUCCCUCAGUUGUGUACAAAGUGAAUGUUUCCAUCGCUCAUGACUUCAGGGUUUUGUUAGCUAAUAGAUGUUUUACACGGUUUCUCCUCUCAGGUGCCAAUCAUAAAACUGACCGACCAGGAGACUGACGUGAAAGUGGACAUCAGCUUCAACGUGGAGACUGGAGUGAAGGCAGCGAGCUUCAUCAAAGAUUAUGUAAAGGUGAGGUAUACCUGAAAUAUGUGAGUCAGGCUACUCAACUCAACUCAACUUUAUUUAUAUAUCACUUUAAAUACAACCAAAGCUGACACAAAGUGCUGUACAUAAUAACAUAAACACAUAAAACAACAAUAAAUAGUUGUUUUAAAAUAUGAUAAAAAGCAAUAAAACAAAUGCCGUCUCGUGCUAAAAAUAAAAAUAUGUUUUUAGACGGGACGAUAUCUCCCUGUUCCCAAAAGCAGACAUUCUCAAACCACAUGUAGAAGGGAUUUUGUACUUUUCUCUUUGUGUAUUUUAAAGCCAGAUAGACUCUGUGAAUGUCAUCUUUCAGAUUAAUGGGACUGAGCUCGAGCACAUGUUAUGGAAAAAAGUCAUGUUGAACAUCUCAAUAAUAAAAAAUUACUAAACAAGUCACAUGAUCAGCAUUUUAAAGGGGGGUUUACAGAUUCCCUUAUACAGAUUCAGAUUGGUGAGCCAGCAGUUUGACAUCAUCCUUAACUUCACUACAAUCUUGAAUUGGCUGAUCUCAUUUCCAAAGUGAAGCUGGAACAGACCCAAGCAACCUUACUCAGUAUAAUCUCCACUUACAUUAAACUAAAGUGAGUCCGUGUGGAGCUGAAAAUCUCGCUGCCAAUUCUGCCCGGUGUGCGUGUAGUAUACCCCAUGGCUCAGACAGAAUUCCUGCUGAAGGUGGAUCUCUGCCUGCUUUUGUCACAGUUGUAGUUGCUAAUGCAGGAGAGAGAUUCCAGGUGCAGAUGUUCCAGCACGUUGUCAGGUUUUGGCUUUUGUCCCGUGUUGUUGUUGUUGGAUUUUUUCGGUGUUGCAGUUUCUCGCAGAACACGUCACAGCUUGAAAUCGACAACCGUACUCAGGAUCAGCUCUCUGGUUGUUGGUGUUGUUAAUGCGUGGGUGUGACAGACUCAAGUGCAGUCUUGUCAUCUAAAGGUCAUCUUACAGUAAAUCCUUGAGUGUCAGGUAAUUCUCAUGCAGAGUGCAGACUGAUAGAUCAGUGGACCUUUUUGUUUUCUUCACCCUUUGACAAACCUAAGUCAGAAUGUUGGCAUAGAUUUGCACAGGCUGGAAGUUGAGUCCCGCUUUUUCCUCAGUACAGUAUUUCCUCACAAUAAUUGACACACCUUUCUCUCCCCUUUUCCUCACUUUUACACUCUCACUGAUAACGGCAGGUAGCCACUGUUUGAGUUCACAGCACAAACUUCACCGUCCAGUGAUUUUUAGCCUACGUGACUAGCCGGGCACGCUGUGUGGUAUGCCACCAUUUUCCCAUCUGUGUGGGGACACUAAAUACUAAAUAUCGUUACAGCACUUUAAAGAAUCAACACAGUUGGCAGGAGGCACAGCAGAAUGAAAGUCCAACAAGCCGAUUUGCUCCUGUCAGUCAAAAGUAAUCAGUCAGGCUGGAUGUCUUUGACUUUUUUUUGGCGUCAUCACCAACUUGACACACUUGAGCUUUAUUCACUUGUUGAACAGAACAGUGACUUUUGUUACACAUGUAAAGUUUCAGAAUAAAACAAAGGUUUUAGCAGCAUUCUGCAUUUUUUUUCAGUUACUUGAGUCACAGCUGUUGACACACUCGUUCUUACUCUGGUUUCAUAGUACAGUCAUUUUCAGUAUUUAGUCUUCAUGAUUGAAGUUAAAAAACCAGGGCGAUGUAGCGAGAAGAAGAGGUGAAGAAGAGGUCUUCAACAAUCAAGUCAACAAAUGAAAGCAGAUGCUACAGCACCCCCCAGAGACCAGUCGAUCCCUUUCUAACCUUUUUAUUUGGCUCAGAGACUCAGAGAGGUGGUUUAAACCUGAGUUCUGCUACCUGUCCCCUUUACAUGCAUCCUAUUUGUCUUUCUAAGUGGGUGUGUGAUUGUAUUUGCCCCUUAAAUACUUCAACAUCGAUCUUUCUACCUGCUCGGUAGCAUCUACAUCAAAAAGACAAACCAUGAUUUUCUCAAAGUCAUAAACCCAUUAUAACUCUUCCUACUUUAGGUUCUCAUCAGUGUACUUUUGUUGAACUUUUGCCAACUGUAACUGUAACCAGGAAACUUCUCGUGUGAAAUGUGAUCAUAUUUUAGCUUGCCAACAAUCACAAUUACUCCUCCUGCAGGUGUUUUGACAGUGAAGUGUGUCCAUGCAUAGAACAUUCUGCAAUAGACGGCAGUUAUUCUUUAUUUGAACGUACAUUAGGAUAUGUUCGGCCUUCUUUGCCACUAAUUUUGUGUCUAUCUAUUUAUUGUCAUGCAAAAAGGGAUUAUAUCUCAUACUCCUUUUUCCUGACAUAGUACAAUAUGCAGAAAUGUCAGUUUGAGGUUUUUCACACUGUUUUUAUCAUUCAUUUUUCAAAAGUAUUUUUGCUUCAUGUGUCGUCCUUUUCUAUUAUUUAUUUGUUUUUAAUACUUUUUUCUGACAUUAGGAACAGUAUUUGUCUAUUUAAUGGUUGUAAGAGAUUGCACUGAAACAAAUGACAAUAAAACAAAUUCAGUCAAGUAACAGUGAGUGCCCUCAAAUCAAAUGACCAUACACUUAAUUAAAAUCCAACAAAACAUUCAUUCUGUUUUUGGUAUCAUUUAAUUAAAUUGUCUCUUAAUGUUGACAACAGUAAGUAAAGUCAUAUUUCUACCUCAAUGAACUCUGUACAUCUUAUCAGUAAUCCCAGGGAGACGUUCAAGGGAGCCUGAGCCAAAUAUAAAUCCACCUUCUUUUUUCUCUCUCUCUUCUUCACCCUCUUGCCUCUGCUCAGUCUCAAGUUUGACUGAAUCAACUGAUCUCAAGAAGUCUCUUUUUUUCUCUUUUUUCAGAUGUAUCCGGUGCUGCCUUAUCUGAUCUUUGUGUUGAAGCAGUUUCUGCUGCAGAGAGAUCUCAAUGAAGUCUUCACAGGGGGAAUCAGCUCUUACAGCCUCAUCCUCAUGGUCAUCAGCUUCCUACAGGUACAGUCAUGGAGGAACAGGAAGUGCACGUUUAUUUUCAAUCCUGGUCGUGUAAGCAAUAUCAGGAUUCGGAGUAAAAUUAUCAGUUGCCACAUGCACGUGUCCAGUGUUGUGUAUCGAUGUUUACGUUGUCUUUAUUGUUGCAUACUGAUACUCUUUAAUGAACACUUAUCCCAUCUUCUUAUGCUUCCUCCCUUAGCUCCAUCCUCGUAUCGAUGCCAGAAACCCCACUGAGAAUUUGGGGGUAUUGCUGAUCGAGUUCUUUGAGCUGUACGGCCGCCAUUUCAACUACUUGAAAACCGGGAUUCGAAUCAAAAACGGAGGUGCAUACAUAGCCAAAGAAGAGAUUAUGAAGGCCAUGAAGAAUGGAUACAGGCCAUCCAUGCUCUGCAUAGAGGAUCCACUGCUUCCAGGUGAUUAUUUUUCUGAAGUUUCACAAUGUCUUUGUGUGAAUAAAUACAGCAGAUGCCCUCAAAUUCAACUGUAAUGACUAAACCUAAUGUUAUAAUAGACAUUUAACGUGUUUAAGAAUAUUCAUUUACAGAAUUGAUUCAUCUCUUUUCACAGAACAACCUUUACAGAAGCCCCAGAAUUAAAUACCUUCAGUUACCAUGUAGAGAAACUCUUAACUGCAUUUCAGUGCCAUCCAGUGGCACUUUUAUGAAUGACAAUUCAGCCCUACACAUGUACGAAGGGAUACUUUGUCAAAAUUUGUAUGCAAAAAGCAUCAAAAAAUAAAAGAUAGUAUCAUCAAAGAUCCUACUUUUCCCCUUCAAAACACUUAUAAAUAUUCAUCAUUGUUCUGUUUGUCUCUACACAAUGUAGGUAACGAUGUAGGGAGGGGUUCCUAUGGUGCCAUGCAUGUCAAGCAGGUGUUUGACUAUGCCUACACUGUUCUGAGUCACGCUGUUUCCCCACUUGCAAGGUCAUAUCCCAACAAAGACUCUGAAAGGUGAGUUUCAAUCCAUGUUGACAGCUCUAGAACUAUCUUGCAUGAAGUGCAGCUGUUUUUCUAAAAGGCAUCUACUCCUUAACUGCAGUACCCUGGGGAGAAUAAUCCGGUUGACACAAGAAGUGAUCGACUACAGGGAUUGGAUCAUCAAGAAGUGGGGAGGCAGAGAUCUGGCUCGAACAGACAACAUGGGUAAGUGUCCUUGGACUUAGAUACCUAAUCGUGCAUCAGCGUGAUCAAAACAGGAGAAGUUUUGAAGUAUACCCUUUAAAGACGAAUCUUUCUAAAAGCCAAUAUUAUGAUUAAAUGACCAGAAUAUGUUGGAUUUUGAGGUGACACAAGUCUUGCGUGUUUUUAAACAGGUUCACCUCCCAAGGAGCUGGCUUCUGAGCAGGAGCCGUGUGUGCUGGGUGGUGGUGUCGCACCAGAGGAGCAGCAGAGGGACUCUGUGUCACCCCACAGCGCUGACUCCCCAAUGUCCAUCUCCAGCCCCCAGCAGCACUCUUCAGCCUCUUCUGUUUCCUCACUGUCUGGAUCAGACAAUGUAAGGAAACACACAAACACACACACACAUGCAGCAUAGGCAGAGUCAUCCCCGAUUUUCACUGCAUCCGGAACGGCGACGAUUUUCUGCUGGAUCUGUUUGUGAGGCAAAUUUCAUGGCAGAUUACAGACAGCAGAAAUCGCAAGAACUCAAAAGAACCUACAGAUUCACAUGCAAUCGUGCAAUAACAAGUUGUCUCCAGCCACAUGGGCUAACGAUAUAAGGAGUAGAUUGUGUCCUUCCAGAGGAGGAAAUCUACUUCUAGACUUCUAAAAUCAGCAUCUCCUCAUCCAUGGUGUCAUCGGGAUGAAAUACUGUCUGAAAACCUUUCACUUGUUCGUCCCAGCCGCAUGAAACAUGGACUGUUUUAUUUUGAAAAGAAGCCGGAUGUUUUAUUUUGUCCCUGUGCCCGACUUCCUUUACCAGCACAGGUUAAUCUGUGCUGACUUUAUUCGACAUUUCCAGAGUCCGGAAAAAAUAGGACUCUUGCGAUCAGCUGCAGAGUCGAUCUGCGAUCGGUGGAUACAGCCUUUUCGUAGCCGCUCUGGAUGCGGUGGAAAUUGGGGGUCACUGUGUGUUUUACUCACAGCAUCUAAAGGAAGAAAAGCAUUCUCGAAAAUACUUAAGCAAAAAAUGUCAAUCUCAAAAUCUUAUGGUCCACAAUGUGUUUGUAUGCUGUUCUAGGACUCUGAUUCAGCGCUGCCAUGUCCAGUCCCACCACCAGCUCUGCCACAUUACCCAUCGUUCCCAGCUCUGGGCCUCGCUCUACCACCAGGCCUAAACAUGGGCAAGCCAACCAUGGGAGGACACCAUCUACUCAUGCCUCCAGGAUCACAGGUAGGCCAUUUAAUGGAUGAAUAUCCCAACCUUGAAAACAGUGCCCUGCUUCGUGUUUUAGAAGCCAGGGUGUUAGGUGGGUGUUUAAAGAUUUAACUAAAAACAAAAACACAACAUGAUGUCAUUAUUUACAUGAACUUUGUGUCCUUCAGGCUCGCGUCUCACUGCCCGGUGGUCUAGCAAUGCACUCCAUGCCUGGCAGACAGGUGUGUAUAGACACCGGGCUCCCUCCCUUCUUCCACAUGCCCCCCCCAGCCCAUGCUCAUCCCCCUGCCCCCUCCAGCCCCCAGCCUCCGCCCAGCCCCCACUCCAGCCAUACACACAAGGUAGGCGCCGGCUGCCUCAAAUACAAUGUCAAGGCAUACUUGUCUCUCUCACAAACACACACCAAACACACACUCACAUAAAAAAACACGCUUUUCUACACACAUGUACUCACACAUCCUCUCAUAUUUUCUGUCUCUCCUCUGCAGUCUCAACUCUUGAAAGUCUGGUUUUACUUUCAUGGUUGCUUUUUUUUUCUUUGGGAUGAUUUUUCAGAUCAUGAUCUCUAACAGUUUCAUGAAGGUUUUUACAGCCUUCUGUCUCAUUGGAGUUUAAGUUCAUCACUUAAGUAGAUCCCCUCUUUCCUUUAUUGGCACUUACCAAGAUGAAAUCCACAUCACUCCCUCAUUUGUAUUAAAUAUGAAGCUACUCUGUGAAAUUAUCUUAUGCACAUGGAAAUCAGGGAAAUGUUUUUUUCUGUGGUACAUGUGAUGGAACAAGUGACCUAACAACGUGAAAAAUGUAGAACAUUUCUUUGAGAAGCAAUUGUUUUUACAUCAUGGAGACAAUGUUAUCAAUCUGGUAAGACCACAACAGUAAAUUAUCUAUUUUUAUCCACUGGUAUUUUGGUUUUGGUCAUGUGACUGACAGAUUUUUCAUCCUUAUACAAGAUCAAUGGAGUACCAUUCACAAGAAGAUUCUCACCACUUAUUACAACACAUUUACCAUUCAGUUAAAUCAAACACUUGGUAUGUAAAUUAGGGCCCGCCCGAUUUAUCGGCAGGCCAAUUACAUCAGCCAAUUUUAGCCCGUUUGUGACUAAUCAGUUAUCGGCCAAAACUUGCCAAUUUUCGCCAAUAUUUUCAGAAAUAAAAUGCAGACUAGGGCCCCGGUGGGGCACUGUCGGGCCCGAGCCGCGUCGCGCCGCCCCCAGCGCGACCGCCUCCCCCUCCCGAUCGCGUCACACUCAAGGUCCAAAGAUGGUGUGCGCACUUGUCUGUGGUCAUUUCCCAUUAUAAUGAAUGGGAGGCGCAGUUUCUACCAAAACGCUUGCUGCAGACAAACUACAUGUCCUAUUUGAAAAAAGUCUGGACCAUGAGUGAGGGCACAAACACAGCUAGUAUAUAUCCAAAUGGCAAGUUGCUCCUCCUUUCGGUUUUGCAGAGAGAGCGAUGCGUUUGAGCCAUUGAGCGAUGGGCAGGAAAAACUUGACUUUUUCUCCUGCCAUGGGGGGGCGCUCUUUUGGGGAGAAAAAAUUCCUUCACAAAUGUGUUGAUGGCUGGACAUUGCAUCAUCCUAGAAAACUUGGAGGCCAGUGAGGACAAAAAUAAAAAGUUAUAAGACUUUUAAAAAUGUGGAUAUUUGGGUCCUCUUUGGCGCCCCCUAGAACGUAAACUGUGGGGUGCAGCGUCAUGAUUUGUACAACUUUGAAUGGCCAUGGGGUGUAGAUUGACCUGAGCAAAUUUGAAGCCGAUGGGACAAAAGAUUUAGGAGGAGUUAGCGAAAUUCCAAUGUGUGCGGAUCAGCAAAAAAUGCGAAAUAACCCUUUAACCGUACAUUUGACAGAUACGCCCGCACUGACUUUUUUGUAGAUCUUAUUGAGAUACAUGUGUGUGUCAAAUUUUGUGUCAUUUUGACAAAGCGUAAAGGCGUGACAGUCAACAAUGUGUAUUUUCGCCUUAGGAGACAAGAAAAAAUGGACUUUUUUCUCCUGCCAUGGGGGGCGCUCUUUUGGCGAGUAAAAAUUCCUUCACAAAUGUGUUGAUGGCUGGACAUUGCAUCAUCCUAGAGAACUUGGAGGCCAGUGAGGACAAAAAUAAAAAGUUAUAAGACUUUUAAGACUGUGGAUUUUUGGGUUAUCUUUGGCGCCCCCUAGAACGUAAACCGUGGGGUGCAGCAUCAUGAUUUGUACAACUUUUAAUGGCCAUGGGGUGUAGAUUGGCCUCAGCAAAUGUGGUGCCUUUGGAACGAAAGCCUUCGGAGGAGUUAGCGAAAUUCCAAUGUGUGCGGAUCGGCAAAAAAUGCGAAAUAGCCCUUUCACCGUACAUUUGACAGAUACGCCCGCACUGACUUUUUUGUAGAUCUUAUUGAGAUACAUGUGUGUGUCAAUUUUUGUGUCAAUAUGACAAAGCGUAAAGGCGUGACAGUCAAUAGUGUGAAUUUUCGCCUUAGGAGACAAGAAAAAAUGGACUUUUUUCUCCUGCCAUGGGGGGGCGCUCUUUUGGGGAGUAAAAAUUCCUUCACAAAUGUGUUGAUGGCUGGACAUUGCAUCAUCCUAGAAAACUUGGAGGCCAGUGAGGACAAAAAUAAAAAGUUAUACGACUUUUAAGAAUGUGGAUUUCUGGGUUAUCUUUGGCGCCCCCUAGAACGUAAACCGUGGGAUGCAGCGUCAUGAUUUGUACAACUUUUAAUGGCCAUGGGGUGUAGAUUGGCCUGAGCAAAUUUGGUGCCGGUGGAACGAAAGCCUUCGGAGGAGUUAGCGAAAUUCCAAUGUGUGCGGAUCGGCAAAAAAUGCGAAAUAGCCCUUUAACCGUACAUUUGACAGAUACGCCCGCACUGACUUUUUUGUAGAUCUUAUUGAGAUACACGUGUGUGUCAAAUUUUGUGUCAUUUUGACAAAGCGUACAGGCGUGACACUCAAUCAUGUGAAUUUUUCACCUUAGGGGGCGCUAUGGAGCCAUUUUGCAUUUGAUUUUUUGGGCGACUUCAGAAUAUCGAAUUUUUCACCAGGCCCGGUCGUCCUGCCAAAUUUCAUGACUUUUCACCAGUGGGAAGUGGGCCAUUUUCCAGUUCAAAGGGGCAGAAAAAUAACUAGGGCCCCGGUGGGGCACUGUCGGGCCCGAGCCGCGUCGCGCCGCCCCCAGCGCGACCGCCUCCCCCUCCCGAUCGCGUCACACUCAAGGUCCAAAGAUGGUGUGCGCACUUGUCUGUGGUCAUUUCCCAUUAUAGUGAAUGGGAGGCGCAGUUUCUACCAAAACACUCGCUGCAGACAAACUACAUGUCCUAUUUGAAAAAAGUCUGGACCAUGAGUGAGGGCACAAACACAGCUAGGAUAUAUCCAAACGGCAAGUUGCUCCUCGUUACGGUGUUGCCGGGAGAGCGAUGCGAUUGAGCCAUUGAGUGAUGGGAAGGAAAAACUUGACUUUUUCUCCUGCCAUGGGGGAUGUGGGAUGGGGGAUGGGGGGGGGGAUGUGGAUUCUUUUAAGAAUGUGGAUAUUUGGGUCAUCUUUGGUGCCCCCUUGAACGUAAACCGUGGGGUGCAGCGUCAUGAUUUUUACAACUUUGAAUGGCCAUGGGGUGUAGAUUGGCCUGAGCAAAUUUGGUGUCAGUGGGACGAAAGCCUUAGGAGGAGUUAGCCACAUUCCAAUGUGUGCGAAUCGGCAAAAAAUGCAAAAUAGCCCUUUAACCGUACAUUUUACAGAUACGCGCGCAAUGACUUUUUCGUACAUCUUAUUGAGAUACAUGUGUGUGUCAAUUUUUGUGUCAUUUUGACAAAGCGUACAGGCGUGACACUCAACAAUGUGUAUUUUCACCUUAGGGGACAAGAAAAAAUGGACUUUUUUCUCCUGCCAUGGGGGGCGCUCUUUUGGGGAGUAAAAAUUCCUUCACAAAUGUGUUGAUGGCUGGACAUUGCAUCAUCCUAGAAAACUUGGAGGCCAAUGAGGACAAAAAUAAAAAGUUAUAAGAUUUUUAAGAAUGUGGAUUUGUGGGUUAUCUUUGGCGCCCCCUAGAACCUAAACCGUGGGGUGCAGCGUCAUGAUUUGUACAACUUUCAAUGGCCAUGGGGUGUAGAUUGGCCUGAGCAAAUGUAGUGCUGGUGGAACGAAAGCCUUCGGAGGAGUUAGCGAAAUUCCAAUGUGUGCGGAACGGCAAAAAAUGCGAAAUAACCCUUUAACCGUACAUUUGACAGAUACGCCCGCACUGACUUUUUUGUAGAUCUUAUUGAGAUACAUGUGUGUGUCAAUUUUUGUGUCAAUAUGACAAAGCGUACAGGCGUGACAGUCAAUAGUGUGAAUUUUCACCUUUGGGGGCGCUAUUGAGCCAUUUUGCAUUUCCUUGUUUGGGCGACUUCAGAAUAUCGAAUUUUUCACCAGGCCCGGUCGUCCUGCCAAAUUUCAUGAGUUUUCGCCAGUGGGAAGUGGGCCAUUUUCCAGUUUAAAGCGGAGGAAAAAUAAUACUAGGGCCCCGUUGGGGCACUGGCGGGCCCGAGCCGCGUUACGCCGCCCCCAGUGCGACCGCCUCCCCCUCCCGAUCGCGUCACACUCAAGGUCCAAAGAUGGUGUGCGCACUUGUCUGUGGUCAUUUCCCAUUAUAAUGAAUGGGAGGCGCAGUUUCUACCAAAACACUCGCUGCAGACAAACUACAUGUCCUAUUUGAAAAAAGUCUGGACCAUGAGUGAGGGCACAAACACAGCUAGGAUAUAUCCAAACGGCAAGUUGCUCCUCGUUACGGUGUUGCCGGGAGAGUGAUGCGAUUGAGCCAUUGAGUGAUGGGCAGGAAAAACUUGACUUUUUCUCCUGCCAUGGGGGAUGGGGGAUGGGGGAUGGGGGAUGGGGGGGGGGGGGGUGGAGUCUUUUAAGAAUGUGGAUAUUUGGGUCAUCUUUGGCGCCCUCUAGAACGUAAACCGUGGGGUGCAGCGUCAUGAUUUGUACAACUUUGAAUGGCCAUGGGGUGUAGAUUGGCCUGAGCAAAUUUGGUGUCAGUGGGACGAAAGCCUUAGGAGGAGUUAGCCACAUUCCAAUGUGUGCUAAUCGGCAAAAAAUGCAAAAUAGCCCUUUAACCGUACAUUUUACAGAUACGCGCGCAUUGACUUUUUCGUAGAUCUUAUUGAGAUACAUGUGUGUGUCAAAUUUUGUGUCAAUAUGACAAAGCAUACAGGUAAGACAGUCAACAAUGUGUAUUUUCACCUUAUGGGACAAGAAAAAAUGGACUUUUUUCUCCUGCCAUGGGGGGCGCUCUUUUGGGGAGUAAAAAUUCCUUCACAAAUGUGUUGAUGGCUGGACAUUGCAUCAUCCUAGAAAACUUGGAGGCCAGAGAGGGCAAAAAUAAAAAGUUAUAAGACUUUUAAAUAUGUGGAUUUUAGGGUUAUCUUUGGCGCCCCCUAGAACCUAAACCGUGGGGUGCAGCGUCAUGAUUUGAAUAACUUUUAAUGGCCAUGGGGUGUAGAUUGGCCUGAGCAAAUGUGGUGCCGGUGGAACGAAAGCCUUCGGAGGAGUUAGCGAAAUUCCAAUGUGUGCGGAUCUGCAAAAAAUGCGCAAUAACCCUUUAACCGUACAUUUGACAGAUACGCCAGCACUGACUUUUUUGUAGAUCUUAUUGAGAUACAUGUGUGUGUCAAUUUUUGUGUAAUUUUGACAAAGCGUACAGGCGUGACAGUCAAUAGUGUGAAUUUUCACCUUAUGGGACAAGAAAAAAUGGACUUUUUUGUCCUGCCAUGGGGGGGCGCUCUUUUGGGGAGUAAAAAUUCCUUCACAAAUGUGUUGAUGGCUGGACAUUGCAUCAUCCUAGAAAACUUGGAGGCCAGUGAGGACAAAAAAAAAAAAUUAUAAAACUUUUAAGACUGUGGAUUUUUGGGUUAUCUUUGGCGCCCCCUAGAACGUAAACCGUGGGGUGCAGCAUCAUGAUUUGUACAACUUUUAAUGGCCAUGGGGUGUAGAUUGGCCUCAGCAAAUGUGGUGCCUUUGGAACGAAAGCCUUCGGAGGAGUUAGCGAAAUUCCAAUGUGUGCGGAUCGGCAAAAAAUGCGAAAUAGCCCUUUCACCGUACAUUUGACAGAUACGCCCGCACUGACUUUUUUGUAGAUCUUAUUGAGAUACAUGUGUGUGUCAAUUUUUGUGUCAAUAUGACAAAGCGUAAAGGCGUGACAGUCAAUAGUGUGAAUUUUCGCCUUAGGAGACAAGAAAAAAUGGACUUUUUUCUCCUGCCAUGGGGGGGCGCUCUUUUGGGGAGUAAAAAUUCCUUCACAAAUGUGUUGAUGGCUGGACAUUGCAUCAUCCUAGAAAACUUGGAGGCCAGUGAGGACAAAAAUAAAAAGUUAUACGACUUUUAAGAAUGUGGAUUUCUGGGUUAUCUUUGGCGCCCCCUAGAACGUAAACCGUGGGAUGCAGCGUCAUGAUUUGUACAACUUUUAAUGGCCAUGGGGUGUAGAUUGGCCUGAGCAAAUUUGGUGCCGGUGGAACGAAAGCCUUCGGAGGAGUUAGCGAAAUUCCAAUGUGUGCGGAUCGGCAAAAAAUGCGAAAUAGCCCUUUAACCGUACAUUUGACAGAUACGCCCGCACUGACUUUUUUGUAGAUCUUAUUGAGAUACACGUGUGUGUCAAAUUUUGUGUCAUUUUGACAAAGCGUACAGGCGUGACACUCAAUCAUGUGAAUUUUUCACCUUAGGGGGCGCUAUGGAGCCAUUUUGCAUUUGAUUUUUGGGCGACUUCAGAAUAUCGAAUUUUUCACCAGGCCCGGUCGUCCUGCCAAAUUUCAUGACUUUUCACCAGUGGGAAGUGGGCCAUUUUCCAGUUCAAAGGGGCAGAAAAAUAACUAGGGCCCCGGUGGGGCACUGUCGGGCCCGAGCCGCGUCGCGCCGCCCCCAGCGCGACCGCCUCCCCCUCCCGAUCGCGUCACACUCAAGGUCCAAAGAUGGUGUGCGCACUUGUCUGUGGUCAUUUCCCAUUAUAGUGAAUGGGAGGCGCAGUUUCUACCAAAACACUCGCUGCAGACAAACUACAUGUCCUAUUUGAAAAAAGUCUGGACCAUGAGUGAGGGCACAAACACAGCUAGGAUAUAUCCAAACGGCAAGUUGCUCCUCGUUACGGUGUUGCCGGGAGAGCGAUGCGAUUGAGCCAUUGAGUGAUGGGAAGGAAAAACUUGACUUUUUCUCCUGCCAUGGGGGAUGUGGGAUGGGGGAUGGGGGGGGGGGGAUGUGGAUUCUUUUAAGAAUGUGGAUAUUUGGGUCAUCUUUGGUGCCCCCUUGAACGUAAACCGUGGGGUGCAGCGUCAUGAUUUUUACAACUUUGAAUGGCCAUGGGGUGUAGAUUGGCCUGAGCAAAUUUGGUGUCAGUGGGACGAAAGCCUUAGGAGGAGUUAGCCACAUUCCAAUGUGUGCGAAUCGGCAAAAAAUGCAAAAUAGCCCUUUAACCGUACAUUUUACAGAUACGCGCGCAAUGACUUUUUCGUACAUCUUAUUGAGAUACAUGUGUGUGUCAAUUUUUGUGUCAUUUUGACAAAGCGUACAGGCGUGACACUCAACAAUGUGUAUUUUCACCUUAGGGGACAAGAAAAAAUGGACUUUUUUCUCCUGCCAUGGGGGGCGCUCUUUUGGGGAGUAAAAAUUCCUUCACAAAUGUGUUGAUGGCUGGACAUUGCAUCAUCCUAGAAAACUUGGAGGCCAAUGAGGACAAAAAUAAAAAGUUAUAAGAUUUUUAAGAAUGUGGAUUUGUGGGUUAUCUUUGGCGCCCCCUAGAACCUAAACCGUGGGGUGCAGCGUCAUGAUUUGUACAACUUUCAAUGGCCAUGGGGUGUAGAUUGGCCUGAGCAAAUGUAGUGCUGGUGGAACGAAAGCCUUCGGAGGAGUUAGCGAAAUUCCAAUGUGUGCGGAACGGCAAAAAAUGCGAAAUAACCCUUUAACCGUACAUUUGACAGAUACGCCCGCACUGACUUUUUUGUAGAUCUUAUUGAGAUACAUGUGUGUGUCAAUUUUUGUGUCAAUAUGACAAAGCGUACAGGCGUGACAGUCAAUAGUGUGAAUUUUCACCUUUGGGGGCGCUAUUGAGCCAUUUUGCAUUUCCUUGUUUGGGCGACUUCAGAAUAUCGAAUUUUUCACCAGGCCCGGUCGUCCUGCCAAAUUUCAUGAGUUUUCGCCAGUGGGAAGUGGGCCAUUUUCCAGUUUAAAGCGGAGGAAAAAUAAUACUAGGGCCCCGUUGGGGCACUGGCGGGCCCGAGCCGCGUUACGCCGCCCCCAGUGCGACCGCCUCCCCCUCCCGAUCGCGUCACACUCAAGGUCCAAAGAUGGUGUGCGCACUUGUCUGUGGUCAUUUCCCAUUAUAAUGAAUGGGAGGCGCAGUUUCUACCAAAACACUCGCUGCAGACAAACUACAUGUCCUAUUUGAAAAAAGUCUGGACCAUGAGUGAGGGCACAAACACAGCUAGGAUAUAUCCAAACGGCAAGUUGCUCCUCGUUACGGUGUUGCCGGGAGAGUGAUGCGAUUGAGCCAUUGAGUGAUGGGCAGGAAAAACUUGACUGUUUCUCCUGCCAUGGGGGAUGGGGGAUGGGGGAUGGGGGAUGGGGGGGGGGGGGGGGGGGGGGGGUUUCUUUUAAGAAUGUGGAUAUUUGGGUCAUCUUUGGCGCCCUCUAGAACGUAAACCGUGGGGUGCAGCGUCAUGAUUUGUACAACUUUGAAUGGCCAUGGGGUGUAGAUUGGCCUGAGCAAAUUUGGUGUCAGUGGGACGAAAGCCUUAGGAGGAGUUAGCCACAUUCCAAUGUGUGCUAAUCGGCAAAAAAUGCAAAAUAGCCCUUUAACCGUACAUUUUACAGAUUAGCGCGCAUUGACUUUUUCGUAGAUCUUAUUGAGAUACAUGUGUGUGUCAAAUUUUGUGUCAAUAUGACAAAGCAUACAGGUAAGACAGUCAACAAUGUGUAUUUUCACCUUAUGGGACAAGAAAAAAUGGACUUUUUUCUCCUGCCAUGGGGGGGCGCUCUUUUGGGGAGUAAAAAUUCCUUCACAAAUGUGUUGAUGGCUGGACAUUGCAUCAUCCUAGAAAACUUGGAGGCCAGAGAGGGCAAAAAUAAAAAGUUAUAAGACUUUUAAAUAUGUGGAUUUUAGGGUUAUCUUUGGCGCCCCCUAGAACCUAAACCGUGGGGUGCAGCGUCAUGAUUUGAAUAACUUUUAAUGGCCAUGGGGUGUAGAUUGGCCUGAGCAAAUGUGGUGCCGGUGGAACGAAAGCCUUCGGAGGAGUUAGCGAAAUUCCAAUGUGUGCGGAUCUGCAAAAAAUGCGCAAUAACCCUUUAACCGUACAUUUGACAGAUACGCCAGCACUGACUUUUUUGUAGAUCUUAUUGAGAUACAUGUGUGUGUCAAUUUUUGUGUAAUUUUGACAAAGCGUACAGGCGUGACAGUCAAUAGUGUGAAUUUUCACCUUAUGGGACAAGAAAAAAUGGACUUUUUUGUCCUGCCAUGGGGGGGCGCUCUUUUGGGGAGUAAAAAUUCCUUCACAAAUGUGUUGAUGGCUGGACAUUGCAUCAUCCUAGAAAACUUGGAGGCCAGUGAGGACAAAAAAAAAAAUUUAUAAAACUUUUAAGAAUGUGGAUUUUUGGGUUAUUUUUGGCGCCCCCUAGAACCUAAACCAUGGGGUGCAGCAUUAUGAUUUGUACAACUUUGAAUGGCCAUGGAGUGUAGAUUGGCCUGAGCAAAUGUGGUGCCGGUGGACCGAAAGCCUUCGGAGGAGUUAGCGAAAUUCCAAUGUGUGCGGAUCUGCAAAAAAUGCAAAAUAACCCUUUAACCGUACAUUUGACAGAUACGCCCGCACUGACUUUUUUGUAGAUCUUAUUGAGAUACAUGUGUGUGUCAAUUUUUGUGUCAAUAUGACAAAGCGUACAGGCGUGAUAGUCAAUAGUGUGAAUUUUCACCUUAGGGGGCGCUAUGGAGCCAUUUUGCAUUUUAUUGUUUGGGCGACUUCAGAAUAUCGAAUUUUUCACCAGGCCCGGUCGUCCUGCCAAAUUUCCUGAGUUUUCGCCAGUGGGAAGUGGGCCAUUUUCCAGUUUAAAGCGGAGGAAAAAUAAUAACUAGGGCCCCGUUGGGGCACUGGCGGGCCCGAGCUGUGUCGCCCCCCCCCCCCCCCCCACCAAUGCGCUGCCUCCCCGUCCCAUUCGCGUCCUCUGGCCAUCGUCCUCUCUGGUAACGCCCAUCACUGCAAAGACCCUUUUCCUUCAUCGGCGUUUGCUGUUCUUCCUGCCAGUGCGUGUUGCUUUCACUUACACUUGCCACAGCCAGCCUCGUGAGUGCCUAGCCUAUUGGAUAUCACUGUCACCUACACAGGACAGUCAUUACCUUUCUAUUAAUACUUUGUUUUUUAAUUUCACAUUAAUUUCCAUAUUGUAUAAACGACUGGAAAAAACUUGAGCCCCUGCCCCUGUAUAAUCAUGUGCACGUCCCUGUUCUCGCUCCAAGGUGAAUCUUCACUGCUCAUGUUCUCCUCAGAAGCACUCACCUCACUCCCCUCAGGUAACUGUACACAUGCACCAACUGCCUGCUUCAGGUUUGGAUGGAGCUUCAUGGUUGUCUUUUGGAGAAAUGACCAGUCAAGUUGUGUUUGAAAUUUGAUUUUUUUCAGGGGCAAAAGGAGCCUCUGCAUUGUUGUCAAAUAUGUAAAUAGCAUGUUUUUGCAGGUGCUAAAAAACAGACUCUGAGUGUGUGUGUGUGUGUGUGUGUGUGUGUGUGUGUGUGUGUGUGUGUGUGUGUGUGUGUGUGUGUCUGUGUUUGUGUGUGUCUGUGUGUGUGUAUCCUGCAGUACUCUGUACUCCUGCAGUGGCCAAAACGACUUUUAAGAAUGUGGAUAUUUGGGUCAUCUUUGGCGCCCCCUAGAACGUAAACCAUGGGGUGCAGCGGCAUGAUUUUUACAACUUUGAAUGGCCAUGGGAUGUAGAUCGGCUUGAGCAAAUUUGGUGUCGGUGGGAAGAAAGCCUUAGGAGGAGUUAGCCACAUUCCAAUGUGUGCGAAUCUGCAAAAAAUGCGAAAUAGCCCUUUAACCGUACAUUUUACAGAUACGUGCCCAUUGACUUUUUCGUAGAUCUUAUUGAGAUACACGUGAUUGUCAAAUUUUGGGUCAAUAUGACAAAGCGUAUAGGCGUGACACUCAACAAUGUGUAUUUUCACCUUAGGGGACAAGAAAAAAUUGACUUUUUUCUCCUGCCAUGUGGGGGCGCUCUUUUGGGGAGUAAAAAUUCCUUCACAAAUGUGUUGAUGGCUGGACAUUGCAUCAUCCUAGAGAACUUGGAGGCCAGUGAGGACAAAAAUAAAAAGUUAUAAGACUUUUAAGACUGUGGAUUUUUGGGUUAUCUUUGGCGCCCCCUAGAACGUAAACUGUGGGGUGCAGUGUCAUGAUUUGUACAACUUUUAAUGGCCAUGGGGUGUAGAUUGGCCUGAGCAAAUGUGGUGCCGGUGGAACGAAUGCCUUCGGAGGAGUUAGCGAAAUUCCAAUGUGUGCAGAUCGGCAAAAAAUGCGAAAUAACCCUCUAACUGUACAUUUCACAGAUGCGCCCGCGCUGACUUUUUCGUAGAACGUAUUGAGAUACACGUGUGUGUCAAUUUUUGUGUCAAUAUGACAAAGCGUACAGGCGUGACAGUCAAUAGUGUGAAUUUUCGCCUUAGGGGGCGCUAUGGAGCCAUUUUGCAUUUUAUUGUUUGGGCGACUUCAGAAUAUCGAAUUUUUCACCAGGCCCGGUCGUCCUGCCAAAUUUCAUGAGUUUUCGCCAGUGGGAAGUGGGCCAUUUUCCAGUUUAAAGCGGAGGAAAAAUAAUAAUAAUAACAAAAGAAGAAUCCAUCAGGAACAAGAGGGCUCUCGCAGCUGCUUAGCAGCUACGCUCGGGCCCUAAUAAUAAUAAUAACAAAAGAAGAAUCCAUCAGGAACAAGAGGGCUCUCGCAGCUGCUUAGCAGCUACGCUCGGGCCCUAAAUAAUAAGAUUCGGUUUCACUUCAAAAAUGUUCGGCCAUUUGAAAAGUUCCCCGACUUAUCCGGUAGAUGGCGCAGCGACCUCAUGACAACCUUCAUCCACUAACUACCUCACAGCACAGCAGAGUGACGGAUCUGAAAACGUUUUUCUGGUCCGAGUUUGAUCAGUCAGUCUUGCUGUCGGCGUGAAGAGCAGUAGCCUACAGUAUAUCUACAGUAUACAGUAUACUGUAGAUAUCUACAGUAUAUAUGUAUAUUUUUUAUAAUUUUAUAAAAAAAAUUAAAAAAUCGGCCGAUUAAUCGGUAAUCAGACCCCCCCCCCUAAUAAUCUGUAUCGGCAUCUGCCCCAAAAAAUCUGUAUGAGUCGGGCCCUAAUGUAAAUUCUUUUUCAGCUUCACUGGUGUUGGUGAUGCACAGAACAAAGUCAAGUUAUCAUCAUAUUAGGCUGCACCUGUAUUCCUAACCAAACAUGGUAGAUCAUUAAUACAACUUGAGAAUUUAAGUGGCCCCUGAGCAACUCUCUUGAAGAGCGCCCCAAGAUACCUUUCUGCUGUCAGAAAAACUGCCCUUGAAAAACACCUGCUGUGUUCAGCCAGAGAGGUGACUCUUCAUCUAAGCAUGUGCUAAAGGUGGAAAAGCCACGACAUCUGAGUUCAGCAAUGAGAAUAUUAAGAUCAGUGACAUCAAAGGCUGCGUUAAAAUCCAAGAGCACAGCUCCAGCUUAUUUCCUACUGCUGCACCACUCUGGUCGAUAGGCAUGCUGUGCUGGUAUAAGCAGUCCAUUACCACCAAAGUGAUUUAACGUUUGAUUUAAAACAUUCCUCUUAAGUUCAUUAUUAAACAAGGGGAAUACACAAACAAGUUUACAACUGGAGACAGUAAAAGCACUCCCACUGUUUUUAGACUGCUACAAAAACUCUGGAAAGAGAGCGCGCUAAAACUGUCUAAGUUGUAUAAUCAUUUGAGAUUUUAAUGGGCCAAUAAAGUGCAUAUCUGAUCAGCUUGACAAGGACAAAGGUUGUUCUAUAUGACCUUUAUUUCCCUUUUUUGAUUCAUCAUCAGAAAAGAAAUCAAAAGUUUGUUUGACUUCAUAGUCACUCUCUCUUUCUUUUGUCUCAUCCUCAGAAUGGAGCCAAGUUCAACGUGAAGGGCUUCCACAACCCACCACUGGUCAACAACCCUGUGCUGGCUAACCGCGGACACACACACACACACACUCACACUCACACACAGUACCACCGCAACACUUGGCGACGCAGAAAGAGGGACAGCCUACCAGUUAGCAUCAGCAGAUAGAAACCACUCUCCCUUUUUUUUUUUUUUUCCCUCCCUCUCCUCUCCUCUCUGGCUGCAAGACCCUGGCUCUAUGUUCAUCUUGAAGGAGGAUGGACAGGCAGACAGGACCAGAGACCAGCAGUUUUCAUUCUGGGGCUGCCACCACAUGGAUGAACAGCCCUGCAUCUUUCUCCUACCAACUGACAUUUCUUAUUCAGCAUGGCUUUCUUUCACUUUCUUCAGUAUUAUGUUACUUCCAGUGUUUCAUCGCCCUCAUCUUUGUUUCAGGUCAGCUCUUGUUGUGUUUUUGUUGGUUUUUAUAGGACUUGGAGGAGAGGCCAUUGCCAAGCUCACUUGACCUCGUCUUGACCCUUGCAGCCAAGCUGCCUGUGGUUCAGUAUUACUUAUUUUUCACAGUUUGUACACUUACGAGCAAACUUUUUUUUUUCAUUAUGUGCAAUAAUUUUAUUUUGCUUAUUUAAUUUUUUUGUGUGUAUAUGUAAAGACAUUUUUAUACUGUUUUAUUUUUGUAGAAUUUUAAAUUCUGUUUACGAACCUUUCCCCAGGCAGCAUCUCUGGUGUAUGUAUGUGUGUGCGUGUGUCUAUGUGCGCGUGUGUGUGUGUGUGACUGAGCAGCUGGAUCAGAAAGGGACAUGAAGCUUUUAUCUUGAUAUUCCUUACAUUUCUCAAUCGCCUGUCUUUUGACAAUAGACGAGUGAAACAUGAAAUUCCUCAUGGAAGUUUUGUUCCUCAGUCCAGUUUGUCGAAUUCAGGGAUUGAAAUUGCAUCCAGGGAUAUCUUGGGAUGUCCCAAAAAGAGCAGAUAGAGCUUCAACAGUGAUUGCAGAGUUGUUUGUAUGUGUUUGACUCCCUUUGUAUGUCAGUGUGCGAAUGUGUCUGUGUCCCUUUUUGGGACAGUGCUGUUGCCAUAUUUUGUCAGUCAGGGGAAGGCUGGCGUCAGCCUGCUUGUUUUUUUUUUGUUUUGUUUUUUCCAUACCAGCCAUUUUCCCCCUUGAGGCGAUUUUGAAAGAGAAGCCUUGAGACGGUGCAGGAUUUUGGUCUGAGAAAGUCCUGUUCUGUUCAACAUAUAUGCUGUUGUGUUUUCACUUUUGUUCUUGUCUAUUUUUAUAACAUGUUGUAGGAAAGUUGAGGCCAAGAAGGCAACAGCUUAUCUGACUUGAAUUUGAAGAUCGAGAUAUUAGGGUGGUGACAGAAAGCCACAGAUUUCAUGUCAGAGAGAUCCUCGUCUAUUAGAGGAACAUGGUUUUGAAAGAGCUUGUCCCAGAGCUGAGUUUUACUCAUGCUUAAGGCUGUCAAAUGUGUUCAGAGCAACACUACAAUGUUCAGUGAGAGGGAUUUCUCCAGGAAAGCGGGUCGAGAGAGAGAGAGAGACUCCCUAAACCUAGGGCCCUAGCGAAAGGGAAUUAUAUUUUGAUUCCAUUCAGGAAUCUUGUGUACAUUUGAUUGCCAGGUACUUAACGCUAAUUGUUUGCAAUGCCUUUCUUUGUGUUUACUUGGAGUGUGUGUACGUUGUUUUCAGCGAGCGCACGGUGUCACACAAAUACACACACUCACAGACAGGACUGUCGAGAGCUGUGACUCGCCCAGAACACUACACACGCUGGUGUUAUUACUAUGCAAGUGGAUCAUCAAAAUUAAUGUGUCAUCCUUGUUGUCCUUCCAGUAAUUCUUUUUUUAAUGACAAACAUCACUUGUUGGACAGUCAAGUCACUCGCUGUCUGACUUGCAAGCCAACUCAUGUGAACUACACCCUAUCCUGUGACAACCCCGCAUUUGUACAAAGGUCCUGACAUAUUUCAAGAUCUAGUUUUCUACAUGUAUCCAUCAGAUGUAAAGGCUGGAGGACAUUAAUGUCAGUGGUUGGGUCUGGGUCUGUGUAGUGUGUGACAUAGUGAAACGUGUGUGAGAAAGUAUAGAGACUCAUGACACCACAGGCUUUUAAUCAGACACCCGACAUCUCAUGAGACAGUGCACCCAGACUGCGACUUGCAUUCUGCAGAUGCACCUCAGUGGGGCCAAAGUGUCUACCAACAAUCCUCUUCUCCUUUUUUUUAUUUCAGCUUUUAAACUGAUACUUUAUUCACAACUGUUACACUAUCAAUGUUUACUUUUUCCUCAAAACCAUGGCAACUCUGACCCCCGUUUAAUGACAUCUCGCACCAAUUAAAUCGAAGAUGAAGGGUUUCUGGAUUGACUGGUUGCUCACAAGCAAUUCAGAAUUAUGAGCUUGUUAUCAUCUCCAAAUCCAGAAAAAUUCUUGCCGUUAAUGAUUUGACCAAAAACAUUAUGAAUGCAGCAGACUGGCAGAAAGCAGUGUUGAUUUUCUUUUUCUUUUUUGUUAGAGGUAUGUUCAGGCAUACUCAUUUAACCAUUUGCCCAAAGGAUGUUCAUACAAUCCACACCUUGUAUAAAUUUGAUGACAAAUGAUUGGAUGUAGUAAACUAGCCUUUUAGGCCUUUUAAUCUGCAUCACUGCAUCUGCUUUUAGAGAGACUAGAGCCAGCAAUGAUGGGAGGCCUAACAUGAAAUUGGUGAUGGACGGUUGUUGACUGGGUUAGAGUUGUCUGCAUCUUCACAACAAGGACUUGACAUGCAGUAUCCAAGCAAGUCUAUGGAUUUCAAAUCUCUGUGCAUCUCAGUGGUCCCACACAGUUGACUCUGUGCUCACUUUUUGUCAGUCCAGUAUUCAUGGAAAUGAACGAGCAAAAGGUCUGGGGUUGUGUGCUGUAGCUUUGCCUUCACUUCUUCAGAAAAGUAGUGACUGACGGGGAAAAGGAUAGAGUGAUGAGGCCCACUGAGAUUUUGGCGUACACAUGUACAUGUAGAUGCAAUGUAAUCUAACCCCCCAUUGGGAUACAAUGAGGGAUUUUAAACUAGUGGCUGCUGUUAUAAAGAAAGGUGGCAGCCCCUCUAUGUCCUGGCUGGUUCAUGUGAGCAGUGGACCUCUAAAUGGACACCAGGCUUCUGGUAUCCGGGGGAAACCACAGCCCAGCUUUUGUUUUUUGUUUUUCUUUACAUUUUUAUGUAAAUAUAUUUUUUUCUAUUUUAUUUUUUAAUAAACAUUUUAAAACUGCCCACCACUGUGUGUGUGUGCUUUUUUUUUUUUGGCCUUAUAACUGCAUUAAACCCACUGAGCAUUUUUGGUCUAAAAGAGGUCUAAAUGUAAAUGUCCAACACACCUGAUUCAAAUGAUCAGCUCGUUAUUAAGCCAUUUCAGAGCUUGAUAACGAGCUGAUGAUUUGAAUCAGGUGUGUUGGAGCAGGGAAACAUCCAAAACAUGCAGGACAGUGGGCCUCGAGGACUGGACUUGAGAACCACUGGUCUAAUAUGAGGCUACCACACGUCUAAGAAUGAAUGUUUUUUAGACGUCUAAGUUUAGACUAAAUCUAAAUCUGGGCUAUAUCUAUACUAUCAUAAUUAUUUUGGUUAAGUACUUGGAGAUCAGUUAUGAAACUCACAGUUGCUUUUUGAAAUAAGUUGUUGAAUCACGGGUUAAAGAGCAACAUCCAAAUUGCGUCUAAAAAUAUAUAGAAUCUAGACUGUUGAAUUUAGGUCUAAAAAAACUAGACGUCUAAUAGCUGUCUAUUGCUCAGUGGGAAAGCAGUAUUUGUGUGUGUAUGUAUAGAGGUGUAGUAGUGCUGUGUUUGCUCAGUGAGAGUAAUAUCGGGUUAAGAAUAUAUUACUGACCUAACCAGCCACUGUGACUGCUGUUAACAAGAGAAACACUCGAUAUUUAGAGUUUAAAAACCGCAUCAAACUACUUUAGGUGCAGGAUGUAGAUCCAAAAUACUGAGUGAUACUCUAAUGCUCUGUAAGACUGAAGGAAACUGUAGUGUCUGUCAGUACAAAAAGGGUCCCUUUAUAUAUGGCACACAUUAAUUUAACCCAUUAACAAUCAUUUACAAAUACUGGUGCAGCUUACACUUGCCAUUUUAGAGUAAUUUUAUAAAGCGAGGUUUAACAUGUGGUUCUUUUUAUCAACACUGGGUGGUGCACAUGCACUGUUGUUGGUACUGAUGUGGAAGAAUCUCACCUAAGACUGCUCUACAUUUUGGUAAGCCCCUCUCUAUCCCACAGUACAUUUAAUUCCUCAAACCAAAUAUAGAGGUGUUAACUCCAUGUUGCCAGACUUUGUCCACAAGCUGUACAUUUAGUCCCACCAAGGCUUCAGUAGAUGUCAGGUGUUGAUAGUGUGUGUGCUUUUGUUCUGGAUUAGAUGUUCUGUCUGUGCUGAUGGCAUGGCAUCUUGUGUAACUCUUGAGCAUCUGCCCAGGAAUCUAUUUGAUGAAAUGAUCCACUUGUCUAAACCUCGCUGUUAUUACCUCUGGACAGUAAUAAAGCUUGAAGUGCAAGGGGAGCUUAAGGAGAAAGUUCUGAAGGUCAAAAAGCCAAACAGAACGAGCUGUAUUUAUGAAGGAGCGACCUGUUUAAAUAUGAGUCAGACAGAUUGGGGUUUGAGUGAGGUUAGACCAAAAAAAAAGGAAAUAGACCAGGAAGCUUCAUGGAGUGUAACCAUAAUGUACAGAACACUUCUAGUUCUGUUUAUGUGUUCAAAUGACCACUCAAUCGAUCAGUCUUUAUGUAUAAGGCGCCAGUUCACAACAAGUGUUCUCACUAUUGACAAGAACCCAAUGUAAAGAUGGGAUGAGAUUGAGCCCCAGCUCGUGAGAUCAGACUGACAGACUGGGUUCAGUGAGGAGACAGGGAGAUGCAGAAAGGGAGAGAUGGACAGAGACAAGGCAAGUUUAUUUGUAUAGCAAAUUCAGACACAAGGCAAUUCAAAGUGCUUUACAGAUUCAAGGAAAUAUGUAACGAAUUGAAAAAGAGGAGAGAUUAAAACAAUCUAAAAUCAAAGACAUAAAAUGAUUUAAUAACAAUAGGAAAAACAGACAAUUUGUUUUGUUUUUUCGUCUGUUCUAUGUUUGCCCUGAACGCCAUGAAAACCAUUGUUUCCCAGAAAAAUGAAAAAAGUCACACUUUCAGAUCCAGUGCUCCCCAGAUGGUAAUAAGUUUGUUCUUCAUCUAUCUUGGCUCUCAUGAGAUUGAAAAUUGGAGAGUCAUGGUUUUCCAGACCCUCUGGUCAUGGUUUUCUGGAUCAGAGGUGUGACUGGUGCACAUAUGUUUGAAAAAGAAUCAUCUUUGCUUUGGACUUUGCUUAGCUACAAAAGUAUAUAACCACAAUAUAGUGUAAGCGGGGAAAAUAGUUUAAAAAUUGGAAUAAAAGUUACAUUUUUAUGUCACCUAACUGCAGGUAGAGCUUGACAGUAUACAAUACCAAAAAAAGUCAUUUUUUUUCGUAAUGCCAUCCUGUUGGUAAUUUUCAUUUCUUCUAUUUUGUUCUCACAGAAAGAAGGAUUAUAGACUUUUGGAGGUUCUCAUAGGCCUUUUCCUCCAGACUUUAGAGCUUUGAUUUUCAAAUAAAAUUCACUUUUUGCUUUCAUCCAAGAGGAGCAUUUUGGACUAUUGUACCAAAUUCUAGUUAUUUGUCAUUUAAGCCCAGCUGAGACACAUCUAUCGCCUCUGGUUCAGGAGCGACUGUAGCCCAUUUCCUGAAGAUGUUUGUGCAUGGUGGCUCUUACCAGUUCUCUCCUCGUGAAACUCUGCAAAGUUCUUGAAUCGAGUAACUUGGCUCUCCACUUCAGCGGUACAGUCAUCCCCUGAUGCUUGUGUUUUUUUCACAACUCUCCUUCUUCUUCUUCUCAGUCAGCUUCCAUUGAAAUGCUUCAGACUUUUCAGCCAUAAUAACCUUCUUUGGUUACUCUGCAGAGGCUGUUGAUGAUUGUCUUCUGGACUGCUGCUAAAUCAGCCGUCUUUACCAUGAUUGUGGUAGUGUAUACUGAACUAGUAAGAAAGAUGUAUUUCUACUUUUUGAGCUGUAACUGUGCAAUAUUUUGAGAUAUUUUUAACCAUAUGCCAUAAUCAUCAAAUUAAAAUAGAAUAAUGCUUGAAAUAUUUUAGUUUGCAUAGAUUGUUUCUCAAAAAAAAUCACAUUUUACUUUCAUAGAUUAUGAUUCAGAGACCUGUUUGGAUAUAUCCUCAUUUCCUAAGAUGUAUCUGUAUAUACUUUGUUUUGAUUCACCCCUGAGGAUCAUUUCAUUUCACCGUGGAAACUCUAAAACCCCAGUUUGCUCCUUCAUCACCAUCAAAUAGUCAUUAACAGCAACAUCAGCAACUGGCUGCAAAUCGUUUGGCAGCAGAAAGAUAGGAUUCAUUUUUCUCAGGAAAAAGGAGAGUUACACUGACAGUAAACGCAAAUUUUUCUUCCUUUGUAAUUACAACUUCAUCCUGUCACUUUGACAUGAUAAAACGAUUCUUUAAAAGCUUGUGUAUGCUGCUUCAAGUGGCAAAAAACAUCAGCUUGAGCAAAAUUGACAAGAGAGUUGUCCCACUCCUGGUAAUUUCACUUGCUUCCUCUUGAAUAAGGUGUACUCUUUUGUGUUGUUAUAACAGCCUUAAAAUAAUGAGGUUAACAUGACCCACAGAUUUGUAAACACUGAUUCAAAUACUGUAUUAUAAUGGAGAAUCAGAGUUAAUGUGGAUAAGAUCAUCUGGAUUUGACAGCCCUAUUUGAAUUGAUUAAUAUUUGUGACAUGGACCAUUUAUCUGAGAGCAGCCUGUUGAGGUGUUUAUUCAUUUGUAGUUAAUUCUGCAGUAUUUAACGGUGCGACUCCAGUGUUUAUCCAGGGAGUCUUUCGACAUAAUGAUCAUUUAUUGCUCAAGUCUUUAUGCAGUGAAAAACAGAGCCAAACAGUAUUUUAACAAGCCUUGUAAGAACACCCAGAACAAUAGCAAUCACGAGCAAUGAAAAGCCUGAUUAGUCGAGCAUUUGUCGAUUUUCAGAUACUUCAUGUGUGUUUCUCAAAAACAACAUCUUUGUCUGGGGGUUUCAUGUUAAUAUUCUGAGUUUACGCCUGGUUUAAACUACGCUGAUUGAGAAAAAACAUUAGGUUUCACACCUAAUGAAUCCUGCUGUAUUUGUCUUAAUGAGGACUCAGGAGUUCUGUGUGGGUGGAACCCCACCUACACACACACACACACACACACACACACACACACACAGAUUCCCCCCCAUCUCUCUCUUUCCCAGCCUCCCACCUUGAUUGCUACUUAUCUAGGUCAUCUUGGUGUGUUUUAAUCACUGCUUGGUUGAGAGAGACCCAGUUAGGUGAUGAAGCCCACUUUUCACUCAUCAAGGUGGGAAAUCUGCUUAAUUUCUAGCACAUCAGCAGCCCUGCUGUAAUUAUCAUUGUUCGUGCUAAGCUGCAGCUGGGAUCACAGCCAAUUCAAUAUUCACAGGAUGUUUUAACCUGGAUCGUUUCUGGCCCUCAAUAUCUUUGGCACCUUUAUUUCAGACAGGGAAGAGAGGUGCUUGACCUUUUUAGAAUGAGUGGUCUUCUUCAGUGAAUCUAUAAUCUGCAUUUCCUUAAUUCC